AUGGCACAUAAACCAAAUUCGAGAAAACAGAAUCAAAUUCGCAAGUCAAAAUCUAAAGAGAAAAAGCCUUCACCUCAUGACGACAUCGAGUCGCUGCAAGUUACUUUUUACGAAAUUGAAUCAUGGAUAGAAAAAACAACGCCUGUCCUAAAUCGCUUAACGAAAGAACUGGAUAAAGCAUCAACCAAUUUUGCAAAGACUAGAAAAGAAUUUGAAGAUAAAGAACAGCAGCAGCAGCAGCAGCAGCAGCAACAGGCUGACAAUGAUCAGGAAGCAUUAGCAAUUGUUACAUCGGCAAUAACAACAUCAAAUGCUAAACCAAUGCAAUGGCUCUUAUCAUUCCAGCCGGGAAAUCUACUUCGACUAGAUACGAAUAUCACUAGUGUCGAACAGCUGAUUGAAGCUGUUAGGAUGAUACGAUCAAUGCAAUCCGAGGAGACAACCACUAGAAGCUCAUCAUCGAUAUUGACAAAUUACCAAACAACACAAGAUGCGUAUGUUGAAUACUGGCAAUAUGCCAUUGGUCGACGACCCAAGAUAUGUUUGGAAAACUACAAGCAUUGUCGGAUGAAUCUGAACGGCUUAACAAAAAAUAUAACACCCGUAGCGUUAAACUAUAUUGGACAGGUGUAUAUGGACUGCUUGCAUCCUAAGUUUUGUUCAGAUUGGAAUACUUUUUGGGAUAAAUCGGGCAAAAACCCUCAACGAGAUCAGGCCUGCAUAGACUCUGGUCUAGGUAUGUUGUUUUUACACAUUAUGCGGCAUGACAAAUUUAUUUGUGAGAACUCCCAAGAAAUUGCUGGUUUCUACUAUGAUCGAGCAAGAGAAGAACUAAUGGACUUUUUUGAUGAGCAGCCCGACUGCGCCUCCAUCGAAGCGCUUCUCAAUUUAUCUAUGUUUUGCAUUGUUUGCAAGAGAUAUUCGCAAGCGAAAAUUUACAUUGGGUUAUGUUUAGAUAUGGUUAUAAAUUGCAAUCUUCAUAAAGAAGCCAAAAUGCCUCAUAAUGAAAUAUUUCUACGUCGCAAGUACUUGAAGCUAUUGCUGAUUCUCUAUUACAAUGACUCGACACUAUCAGUGUAUGUCAAUGAACCAGCCUUAAUUCGUGAUGAAGACCUCAACGUUGACUUUUACGAGCUCAUCACCUUGAAUAAUAUGAUAUCCGAAUUACACUCUACUGAAGAUAAUAUUGAUAAAGUAGAUUUUGACAACAACAAGACGCUUGUAAAAGAGACUUAUUUCGUACAUACAGUCGAGCUAUGCAGACUUACUAAGAAAACAACAAUUUUAGUUGAGAACAAUGCUUCUUUAAGGCAGCUGGUUGCCCAAGAACGUCUCCUUUUGCAGUGGUUCGAACGGUUGCCGCAAAGUUUUAGAAAAGAUAGCUUCAAUUAUGAUAAAUACGAACGCAUGAAACAGAGAAGAGCUGAAGAGCGUGAUCUGAUCAGCUCUAUGGACGCAGAAGCUCUUGAAGCGCAAGCAGCAUUAUUACUACGAAUUCAAUAUGAAGCACAAUGGAUUAUUUUGCAGAAGGCAAUCAUCAACUGUAUUCGCCAUUCAUCACAGUCAUCAUUCACUUUAUUGCCGUUUCUAAAAAAUCAAGAGCAGAAAUCCAUUGCACAAAGUACAUCGUCAGCAGAAACGAUCGUUAGCAUAUCAGAGAAAAUUACACGAUGUUUCGGAUGGUGUGUAUGUCAACAAUUAAUCCCAAGUUUAUACCAUGCCUCAACGGUAUUUUGUGGGCAAGCACUCAGGACAAAUGAUGUGUGUCUAAGAAACAAAGCCACAGCAAUGAUUCACAGAAUCAUGAAUGUUUUGGGUGCAGGAAGCCUAAUUUACGAAGGUUUUCCAGACGAUAUGUCAGAAUGUUUAUGUGAAUUCCUCAAGGAACAUGGCAUUCACAAUAGUAUGGAAUGUUUAUGUAUGUUAUCAGACGAUAAUACAGAACUACUUAAAAGCACAGACAAGAUGGAAGAAGAUAAUACAAUAAUAAAAUAUGAUAAUAGCAAUACCCCAUUUUCUUUUUCCUAG
Mycotypha africana is the source of this 2028-nucleotide messenger RNA. RefSeq lists its product as uncharacterized. Gene Ontology annotation, molecular function: DNA binding; zinc ion binding. Gene Ontology annotation, biological process: DNA-templated transcription. The record is from RefSeq and is a predicted model, not a curated record. Bases 1 to 2028 code for a protein of 675 amino acids. The transcript has 3 exons. Lineage: Eukaryota; Fungi; Mucoromycota; Mucoromycetes; Mucorales; Mycotyphaceae.